AUGUAUCCUGAUUUUGUUGAUACAAUAAAUGGGAUGAAGCUAGUGCUAACAUGGGAAGAUUUCAAGAAGACUACCAUAGCUAGGGUAUCAACUGAUAAGAGAGUAUUGGAAGAGUUCUGGUGGCGUUUCAAGUGUCUUCCAAAAGAUAGAGCUGAGGCAGAUGCUGUCUUGGAGUUAAAAUUUAAAAACAUGGUGCCUAAGAUGUUGAGUGAAGAGAAGCGGGCUAUCACAAAGAAACUAUAUAAGGAUGGUAAUGUGCCCCUAGAAGAUGUAGAUGAAUAUGGAAAUCGUUGGCCAACAAAAGAAGCACUUAUAUCUGUUAAACCAAGAGACUUUACAACCAAUGAAGGUUGGGCUUUGCUAUGUGAGCACUGGAAUACAUCAAAAUUUAGAAAGUCAUCCUUAAAGGAAAAGCAAAAUCGCAUAGCUGGAGAUAAUAACGUAUACCAUCGCAGUGGCUCAAGAAGCUUACCAGCAACACGCCAAUGGCUGGCACUAAAAACUGGCGUUGACCCUGGAAUUGGUGGCGCUUGGCUGCAUAAUCAUGAAUUGAAUCUAGAGACAAAUGAUGGCAGCUUUUCUAUGUUUUUUUUGGCAAAGGCACAAUAUGAGGAAGGAAUGGAAAAAAGUAGAAUGCCACAUGGUAAGCUAGGAAUUGGUGAUGGAGCAAUUGGUAUUGCUGAGAAGGAAGCAAUCAAGACAAGGAAAAGAAGUGCACAACCAUAUGUUUCUGCUAAAGAGAAGCGACUUGAAAGGGAAAAUAUGAUAUUGCGAAAAGAAUAUAGCAACCUUGAACAUGUUGUGCGGGCACUUGUUGCUAAACAAGGAAUGGACUUUGAUGCAUUAGCUCAGGAAACUGCAACUAACUUGGUUGCAUUCGCUAGAGAGCAUGAGAAAAUUGUUCCUAAUGCAUCUGAUCAUGAUAACAUUGGUGGAGCAGACUAUAGUGGUGAGGAAAAUAUUGGUGGAGCAGACUAUAGUGGUGAGGAAAAUGAAGAUGACAUCUAUGAUUAUGAUGAUGAAGGAUACCAUUCCCAAGAUGAUGGCCAAAAUUACGAGAACAAUGGUGAAGACAUUUUCGAUGAUGAUGCUUCCUGGUGA
Miscanthus lutarioriparius is the source of this 1101-nucleotide messenger RNA. The record is from the annotation of a GenBank genome assembly. NCBI's taxonomy places the organism in Eukaryota, Viridiplantae, Streptophyta, Magnoliopsida, Poales, Poaceae.